GGGAGUACAACACACACAUAAAGCCCUCCCGCACUCAAUGCAACAGUCCGCACAGCCUCUCUGCGAACAUAAAAGGAGGAUUUGUGGCCAAACAAAAAUCUGCUCAUAAAAAGGAAGGCUCGAGGAUGUGGCGCACAGGACUGUUCCUCAUUGCCCUUGUUUGUAUGCAGCCAUGUUGCAUAUCUGGAAAGUUCAGUUUUCUCCGCCGCAUGUUUAGAGGCGUCAAGGGUUUUGUUACAUCACAUGUAGACCCUGGGAAACCCCUCAUGCUCACUCCUUACCUGGAGGCUGGCGAAAUUGAAAAAGCUCGUGAAUUGAGUUUAGUUGGCCCUCUGGAAGGUCCAGUUGUGAAAAGCUACUCAGGUUAUUUGACCGUGAAUAAAACAUGCAACAGUAACCUUUUCUUCUGGUUCUUCCCUGCACAGACUCAGCCAGAGACAGCCCCUGUGCUGUUAUGGCUUCAGGGUGGCCCUGGAGGGACAUCGAUGUUUGGGCUUUUUGUCGAGCAUGGUCCUUAUGUUGUUGCUGAAAACCUUACACUGGAGGCAAGGAAGGUAUCAUGGACAUCAAAAUACUCCAUGUUGUAUAUUGAUAACCCAGUGGGCACUGGAUUCAGCUUCACUGACAAAAAGGAAUGCUAUGCACAAAAUGAAGAUGAUGUAGGGAGGGAUCUGUACAGUGCUCUCAUCCAGUUUUUCCAGAUAUUCCACGAGUAUCAGAAGAAUGAUUUCUACGCUACAGGAGAGUCUUAUGCUGGUAAAUAUGUGCCUGCAGUUGGGUACUACAUCCAUACCCACAACCCUGCUGCCAAAGUAAAGAUCAACUUCAAGGGAAUAGCCAUUGGAGAUGGACUGUGUGAUCCUGAAGUAAUGUUGGGUGGUUAUGCGGAGUUCAUGUACCAGAUUGGGAUUGUGGACAAGAGGCAGAAGGAGUCGGUCCAGCAGCAGUCAGACCUAGGAGUAAGCUACAUCAAGCAAAAGAAAUGGGUUAAAGCCUUUGAAGUUUUUGAUAAUCUGCUGAACGGUGACUUGAGUAAAUACCCAUCCUUCUACCAAAAUGUCACAGGCUGUACCAAUUACUACAAUUUUCUACAGUGCACGGAACCAUUGGAUCAGAGCUACUUUUCUAGCUAUUUAUUGCAGCCAGAAGUGAGGCGAUCUAUUCAUGUAGGAAAUCUGACCUUUCACGAUGGAUCAGAAGUGGAACAUCUGUUGAAGGAUAUUAUGCAGUCGGUAAAGCCGUGGUUGGCUAUAUUAAUGGACAAAUACAGGGUAUUAUUGUACAGUGGACAACUUGAUGUUAUUGUAGCGGCCCCUUUAACCGAACGCUUUCUGCUCACUGUGCCAUGGUCCAAGGCUGAAGAGUUCAAAAAUGUGGAUAGAUUCUAUUGGUCCGUCAAUCCCGGUGACACUGAAGUGGCUGGUUACAUCCGAAACGUUGGGGACUUUUAUCAGGUAAUUGUUCGAGGUGGAGGACAUAUUUUACCUUACGAUCAACCUGAAAGGGCAUUUGACAUGAUUGACCGCUUCAUCUCUGGGAAAGGAAACUACAAGUGAAGUGCAGUGUGGCCUGUUGUUUGUUUACAUUUCCUGUUUUAUACAAGACUUCAAAGUGUAAAAAUUCUUCAGCCUCGAGCAUUGUAAUGCAAGUUUGUCUCCAAAGUUGAGACAAAUUUAAGUGAGACAGAUGUCAAAAUAAAUGUUUAAAUAUUGUGCGUUUAUUAUUGGGAAUCCUCUCCUAGUUCAAUGUUUUUGUAUUGCCCACUCUGUCCUGUUGUGCAUUUUGCUGACAAUAUAAAUGAAUGUUUCUUUAAUGGGGGGGAAAGCAAGUUCAAAAUCUGUUUCAAAUAAACUCAAUUUUAUAACUAA
Molecule: messenger RNA, 1868 nt
Organism: Callorhinchus milii (elephant shark)
Lineage: Eukaryota; Metazoa; Chordata; Chondrichthyes; Chimaeriformes; Callorhinchidae
Gene: cpvl
Product: carboxypeptidase vitellogenic like
Biological process (GO): proteolysis
Molecular function (GO): serine-type carboxypeptidase activity
Source: RefSeq, a predicted model, not a curated record